AUGAUUUGUCCUAUUAUAGUCGGCAUCACCUGCAUUUUCGCACAAGUUGCGGCCCAGUGGACAUGCGGCGGGGCCAGCUACACCCCGGGUUCAAUCAACUUCACACAGACAUGCUACGACGCCGUGCAGAAAUGCAUCAACCAAUUUGCUGUAAAUGCCAGCCAGGUAGAUUGCCAAGAUUUGGAAGGCAACGUCUCUAUGCAGCAACAGGCAUCCAAGGCCAGUAACAGCGACUAUGCAAGUGCCUUUGAAGACAUUCUUGAAUUUUGUAUCCUUGGCGGACGGAUGACGGGCACGUGGUUUGACGGGAGUGACGGGCAAUGGUACUGGAUUGCGGCCGAGAAAGGGUGCUACUCGUCAAGUGGAACCAUUGGAACUCAUGGCCCUGGAUUCUGUAUUCAAGACCAGGCGGACACGAUUAUCAAUGGCUGUUACCCUCAGCCUGAACCUAACUCUGGUGCGCUACAAGUUCUGCGUACCGCGAAGACUCCCAACGGCUUUACUUCGUCCGGCCGCGGGUGGAACUCGUGGGGACUCCAAGCGCUCCCUAGUUCUACAUCAAUCAUACCGGAAUGGACAGGCCUGAAUCAAGAGAGUGUUCUUGCCCAAUGCAGCGUGCUUGCUGGGACUGAUUUUCGCGCAAUGGGCUACGACCUUUGCAGCGUGGAUUCAGGAUGGUCCACGAACGACGUCGAUGAGUAUGGGCGAAUUCAAUAUAACGACGAACUAUUCAAUCUACCACAGCUCGCGGAGCAGCUUCAUGGGAUAGGACUGAAGCUGGGUGUGUACACGAUCCCUGGAGUCCCCUGCGGUGCAACCAACCGGACAAUCAAAGGUACAAAUAUUCAGAUUGGGGAUGUCCUAAAUGGUAAUAAUGAUGGGCUUGAUCACUGUGACUGGGACUUUUCAAAGGAUGGGGUGGAGCAGUGGCACGACUCCUUGAUCGAACUAUGGACAUCCUGGGGUUUGGACAUGAUCAAGCUCGACUACGUCAUGCCGGGGAGCCCCCAGAAUGGGGCGAACCUGAUGUGUGACACUAGUGCGGUAGUUGAGGCCUACCAUAAGGCGAUCGCCAAUUCUGGCUCUCAAGUCCGACUGGAUAUCUCGUGGAAGCUUACCUUCAUUACCUGGCAAGUUGUCCAGCGUGCAAUUGACAACUACCGCCAGUACAUCUCGCUGCAGAAGCAGCAAAAUGUUCCCAUCACAAUUUACCCGGAUUUGGACGGUUUGUUUACAUGCAACCCGCAGAACUUGACGGGUGUGAGCGAUAAGGAGCGCGUCACCAUCAUGAACCACUGGCUUGGCGCAGGCGCCAAUCUGAUCCUCGGGUGCGAUCUACGUCACAUCGAUGAAUUGGGCAUGAAGCUGCUCACAUCCACUCAAAGCGUAGCAUUCGCCAACUUUGCCGCCCUGAAUCCGAUGCAACCACGGAACCCGGGGACGGGUAACAAUCUGGCACAGCAACUGCAAGCUUGGAUCGGUGGACCAGAUGAGUCGGAUAAGGCCUAUGUUCUGUUGGUUAAUUACGGACCAGAUCAGGGCAGUGGAGGUUUCGGUACGUCGCUGGCGGGUGUGCAGAAGUUGUCGAUCUCACUGAGUGAUCUGGGCAUCGCCGGAAGAAAUUGGAAGAUUACGGAUGUCUGGAACGGUAACUCAACGACGGUCUCAUCUUCGUACAUAGCAAAUCUGGAUGAAGGAGAGUCUCAGCUUUUAUACCUGGAGGGUUAG
Molecule: messenger RNA, 1728 nt
Organism: Penicillium daleae
Lineage: Eukaryota; Fungi; Ascomycota; Eurotiomycetes; Eurotiales; Aspergillaceae
Product: Alpha-galactosidase
Exons: 2
Coding region: 1-1728 (575 amino acids)
Biological process (GO): carbohydrate metabolic process
Molecular function (GO): hydrolase activity, hydrolyzing O-glycosyl compounds
Source: RefSeq, a predicted model, not a curated record